UGAUAUAAAACCGCAUAAGGAGUUGAACGUUUACAGAAUGAAUGUCUUACAAAGGGGAUUUCUGCAGAGUUGCAGAUUUAGCACAGUGAAAAAUUUAUAUAAAAUACCUGCAGCUUACACGUGCUACGGAACGGAAUUACAGCAUAAAAAAUUAAUGAAUACUCAUAGAAUGAAUACUACAUUCAAAAGUCGAUGGGAAACUAUAUAUCAAUUACCCAUUAUUAGGGCAGCUUCGGUAGUAAGUCAGAUUAAAACUUAUCAGGGUAUUGCUACAGCAAUUUCAGUGCCAAUUAGCUACGCGUUUGAGCAAGCUGUGCUCUUCCCAACUAAUACCUGCUUAGUAGUCACAAUCAUAGGAGCAUCUGGUCUCAUCACAUUGACGCUAUUUAGCUUGGUAAUACGCAAUUUAAUUGGUUUUAUUUAUAUCAACAGCGAGGAACAGAAGAUAAAAUUUGCUUAUCUUGAUUUUUGGGGGAAACGGAAGGAAAGAAUUGCGGAUGUUUCAGCCAUAGAAGUUAAUAACGAAGAGAAAAGCUUUCAAAUAAAUUUGGUGUGAUCUUGGAUCCAGACAGGUACGCGGAACAUUUCGGUGAAUAGAUAUAUCACAAAAUAUGAAAAGUUUAUUUAAAGUAAACUACGGUUUUGCUAAUUUUAAUUGUUUUAUUGGAAUAAAAAUUAUAAUAAAUUAAUUCAUUGAAAAUACGUUACAUAACCAGAUCUAAGUGGAUUCCAUGGAUCACCAUAAAAGUUGCGAGCAUGCAGAUCACAUUAGACGAGUAAUUUUUAAUUUUAAAGUUGUAAUUUUUUUAUUUAGUGUUAAAGCUAACAU
Teleopsis dalmanni is the source of this 829-nucleotide messenger RNA. RefSeq names its product transmembrane protein 186. The coding region runs from base 38 to 556 and encodes 172 amino acids. Gene Ontology annotation, cellular component: mitochondrion. The record is from RefSeq and is a predicted model, not a curated record. NCBI's taxonomy places the organism in Eukaryota, Metazoa, Arthropoda, Insecta, Diptera, Diopsidae. The transcript has 3 exons.